Messenger RNA from Macroventuria anomochaeta, 333 nucleotides. RefSeq lists its product as uncharacterized. NCBI's taxonomy places the organism in Eukaryota, Fungi, Ascomycota, Dothideomycetes, Pleosporales, Didymellaceae. The transcript has a single exon. The record is from RefSeq and is a predicted model, not a curated record. Bases 1 to 333 code for a protein of 110 amino acids.
AUGUCACGACUCACCCGCAAAGCAAGCGCAAUCCAGCUCCUUUCGCUCAAUGCAGAGCAGACCCAGAUUGAGCAGCAAGCACUGCAUGCUGAACUUAAUGAUCUCAAGGAAGCGCUGAAGCGGAGCCAUACGGCAUACACCAUGCUUCGCGACGACGUUGAACGCUUCAAGAGUAUUGUGCGAGCCCAGGAUGUUGCGCUGAAAGGGUUGCGUGAGGAGGUGAUGAGCUUGAGGAGCGAAGUCGCUGCGUUGACGAGGCUGCCUGCUGUUGAGAGGCUUAGAGGAGCAGUGGAAAUAAGGAAGGAGAAGGGUGAGAGGGAGCAGGGGAGGUGA